AUGGUGCUAAUUAAAUAGCAUUGGUGUCGUUGCACGUUGUUAUGCGCAGUUUGUGUGCAGCAGUAAAGCUCGUGAAUACAACAGAGCUGUUGAACGCAGAGGAAAUCCACCCUAAAAUGGGUUUUCUUAUCACUGCGGUAUCUAGCAACUAUUUAGUUAUUUUAUCCACAUGUGUUUCUCUCCAAACAAGAAAUAAAAACAUCCAAGCAAAAAUAUUUUGAUUUAAAUUCAAGUUUCUAAAUCGAAACCCACACACAUCAAAGUACAUUCUAUUCAUAUUUAGGGUGUAUCAUCCUUUAAAUGCCCGCUGAGGGGAGCCACCAGAGAUCAUCAGACAGGAGACGUUCGGCCUCAUCAGCCUACAUUGACGGGCGAAAUGGACUAAUAAGCAUCACUGUCUGGGGCGAUGUUCAGCAGAUUUGUUUGCCAUGGAAACGGAAAUGACACCCAAAUUCUCCUCAAAAGACGAGGAAAUUGACUUCUGGAAGGCUCUUUCUCUCAAGUACAAAGAAAGCUGCCAGGAGGCCCGCGAGGAGCUGCUGGAGUUCCAGGAGGGGAGCCGGGAGCUGGAGGCCGAGCUGGAGGCUCAGCUGGGCCAAGCCGAGCGCCGCAUGAAGGACCUGCAGUCGGAGAACGGCCGACUCCAGAACGAGGUCGAGGCGCUGAAGGAGAGGUUUGAGCAUCAGUACACUCAGAGCUACAAGCAGAUCUCCGUGCUGGAGGACGACCUCGGGCAGACGCGCAGCAUCAAGGAGCAGCUCCACAAGUACGUGCGCGAGCUGGAGCAGUCCAACGACGACCUGGAGAGAACCAAAAGAGCCACCAUCGUGUCUCUGGAGACCUUCGAGCAGCGCUUGAACCAGGCCAUCGAGAGGAACGCCUUCCUGGAGAGCGAGCUGGACGAGAAGGAGUCCCUCCUGGAGUCCGUGCAGAGGUUAAAGGACGAAGCCAGAGACAUGCGGCAGGAGCUGGCGGUCCGGGAGCGGCAGUCGGACGGGACCAGAAUGUCGGCCCCGGGUUCUCCCACGCAGGAGAGCGAGAAGAUGGAGACGGGCGCCUCCGCCUCUCUGCCGGCCACGCCGCUGAGCCUCGGCCUGGACAACGCCUUCGCCAGCACGCCAGCUUUGUCAAACGGCAACUCCCCGCUGACUCCCUCCGCCCGAAUAUCGGCCCUCAACAUCGUCGGCGACCUCCUGAGGAAAGUCGGGGCUCUGGAGUCCAAGCUCGCCGCGUGCAGGAACCACGCCAUGGACCAGAAGGCCAGCAGGGCGUGCGGCCUCGACAACGGCAACGCGCUCAACGCCAACCACGGCGGCUACCCGCAGGCGCUGCGCGCGUCCUACUUCGACAAAGCGACUGUGAACGGACUGAAGGGCAGGACACUGACGGCCAUCACCGUCCCCCCCGCCGCCUCCUCCCCCGGCCUCGUGCCGCUCGCUGUGUGACCCGACGCGCAUCUCAAAAUAAAAAAUGAAGAAUAGCGAGUGAACCUAUUGACGUGCUGUUUAUAUCCCACGUGUCGCUGUUCUUCUUCUCUCCAGGAGCUCACCCUGAUUUGUGAAAUGUCGUCUAAAAAGGGAAAUAUUAUGCGAUUGAAACGCCCCCCCCCCCC
This is a messenger RNA of Pungitius pungitius (ninespine stickleback), 1612 nucleotides long. RefSeq names its product nudE neurodevelopment protein 1-like 1a (gene ndel1a). The transcript is spliced from 9 exons. NCBI's taxonomy places the organism in Eukaryota, Metazoa, Chordata, Actinopteri, Perciformes, Gasterosteidae. The record is from RefSeq and is a predicted model, not a curated record. Gene Ontology annotation, biological process: regulation of neuron projection development; centrosome localization; vesicle transport along microtubule. Gene Ontology annotation, molecular function: microtubule binding. Gene Ontology annotation, cellular component: kinetochore; centrosome; kinesin complex. Bases 429 to 1445 code for a protein of 338 amino acids.